UCUUCCAUGGCCUUUUGUCUCUUUCAUCAAUUCACUUUCUUGCUCUUUACUUCAUCCCCUCUCCCUUCUGGUUUCACCGAUCACCUGAGCCUGGCGGAACUGUCGUGUCGGUCCGUGGAGCGAGCCGGAAUGUCGGGUAGGCGGACCGGUUGCUGUGAAGAUGGUGGAACUGUACUACCUUUUCGCUCCCGCUUUGGUUUUGCUUUGUUUAUGGAUCCGACACAUUUAUGGCGAACAAUUCGUUGAUCCAGAACCUGCUGCCAUUGGGGCUGAGGAUCAGGCGGCCCAGAGGCGGGGGACGGCGACUUUGCUGAUUACCGCUCACCCCGACGACGAGUGCAUGUUUUUCGCGCCAGCCGUGCUCCGCUUAGCGGCCCGUGGACCCUUCUACCUGCUCUGUCUCUCCACAGGGAACUUCUAUAAUCAAGGGAAAGUUCGUAAGAAGGAACUACUUCAGAGCUGUGUUGUCCUUGGAAUCCCUUCAUCCUGUGUAACCAUUUUGGAUCACAGAGAACUUCCAGACAAUCCAGGAGUACAGUGGGACCUAGAGCUUAUAGCUUCUCUGAUCGUCAGACACAUAAAAAUGCAUGAAAUCAACCUGGUGAUGACGUUUGAUAAAGAUGGAGUGAGUGGACAUGCCAAUCACACUUCUGUUUACUAUGCUGUCAGAUGGAAUUUGUACGUUUUCACCUUCUUUCAUGGAGCCUCCACCAUGCUAUCAGGAUAUCACGAGAGACUUUGCUCAGAGAGGAAACUGCCCAAUGAGUGCCAGGCUCUCGUACUCGAAUCUACAAACAUCCUCCGGAAGUAUAUUUCCAUCUUGGAUCUUCCAAUCAGCUGGUUAAGACCUCACUAUGUAAUGUAUAUAUUACAAAGACAGGAGUAUCAACAGGCCAAGGCAGCGAUGUAUUGUCACCAGAGUCAGAUGUUGUGGUUCCGUCGCUUCUACCUUCAGUUUUCUCGUUACAUGGUUAUAAACACUUUCCAUUUACUUUCACAUUGAUGACAAUGGUGUGGUGGUCCAUUCACUUGUCAAACUAUUCAAGGUCAGUUUUCCAAGGAAAAGUCCAUUUCCUGACAAUCUGGUUACACAACUGGAUAAAAUACUAUUAGCCCUAUGUGCUGCCAUUAUACUUCUACAAAAUUCCAACUGAAAUCAUGACAACAAAGGACUGGUCAUCCACAUUACACAGUUGUGUCCUCCAUUCCAUUAUUGAUCCAGUUGCUUUUUAUUGGGCUGAAAUAUGAAGAGUGCUGCACAGAAGCUAAAUAGGAUCUCAGGUUUUCACAGGUGGCUGUUGUGCUUAUAACUUCCAAUUCCCACCUACCCCAACCAAAUUCCCAUUUUCUUAUCAAGAACCUAUCAGCCUCUGCCUUAAAAAUAUCCAAAAAUUCAUCUUGCACCACCUUUGGAGGAAGAGUUGUAAAGGCUCACAAGCCUCUGAGAGGAAAAUCUUGUUUCAUCUCCGUCUUAACUGGGUGACCCCUUUAAUGGUUUGGAUGAGAAUGUUGUUGGCAUGGUCAGUAAAUUUACAGAUGACACCAAUAUUUGUGGUGCAGUGAGCAGAGAAGAUGAUUUCAGCAGGAUCUAGAUCAACUAGGAGAAUAAACCAUGGAACGGCAGCUAGAAUUUAACUUGGACAAAUGCAAAUAGACAGUAAAUGGCAGGGCUUGGAGAGUGUUGUAAAACGCAGAGACCUUCAUGUACAUGUACAUAGUUCAAUAAAAGUGCAACAUAGGUGGACAAGGUGGUGAAGAAAGCAUUUGUCAUACUGGCCUUCAUCAGUCAGGACACUGAGAACAAGCGUUGGAAUGUAACUUUACAAUUCCACAUAAUUUUGAUGAGAUCACAUUCAUUUGCAGUUCUGGUUGCCUAUGGGAAGGAUAUCAUUAAUUAAGAAAGGUUUCAGGAAUGAUUCACAAGGAUAUUAAUAUGGUGAGAGAGGUUGAGUUAUAAGGAGAGACUGGAUAGGCAGGUGCUUUUUCCCCUGGAAUAUAUACAUUUAUUACAUCAUGAGGUAAGGUGAAUGGUCACAGUCUAUUUCCCAAGAUAGUGGGGUUAAAAAAUUGACACACAUAUUUAAGGUGAGAGGAGAAAGAUUUAAAGGGGAUCUGAGGGGUAGGUUUUUCACACGGCAGGUGGUAGGUAUAUGGAACAAACUGCUAGAGGUAGUAGAUGUGGGUGCAAACAUAAAGUUUAAAAGACAUUUAGACAGGUAUAUAGAUAGGAAAAGUUUAGAGGGAUGUGGGCAAAUGGGAGCAGCUUGAUUGGCUGGGACUUGUUGGGCUGAAAGGCCUGAUUUCCUGCUGUCUGUCCCUCCUAGUUUUGAACACCUCAAUUAGAUCUGCUUUUGCUUAAAUGGUCCAGCACAUCAUUUUCGUUAUACUAUUGAUUUGAUCACAUUCAUUGUUUUUAAUAACAGUUUGCAACAGUUCGGAUUUAUGAGCACAAACAAAGUGAAGAUUUGUUCUGUGGUGCCUACCUUGUAGUGCUGAAACCAUGAGAUCCAUAAUCAGUUUCAUUGCACAAAUUCUGCAGCUAAAUGAAAAUUCAUUAUGGCCUGUAACUGUGUAUAUCCAUUGCCCUAGAAUCAUGACAAUGUGAUGAGAAGAAGGUCUGAUCUACAAAGUAUCCCGCUCUCAUCAAUUUCUUGUCCCUUAAGGUUGGUAGAACUUGUAAGGAACAAUGAAUUGUCAGUCACCUUUCAUAAUGAGUUGACAGUCACCCUUUAUAAUGAAUGGUCAGUGACCCUUUUAACCAGCUAAAUUCAUAAACGGAAUCUUUCAAUUAUAACGACAUUGUUAGAACUGAACUAAAGCUUUGACAAACACAAGAUUAGAAAAGCCUACAGGAUACCCUGUUCCUUGCAUUAGUCACUGACAUCUUUAUCCUCUUAGAUUUAACAUUGAUAGUGUUACUUUUUCAACCUUUAAUUGGAGCUAAAUCGAAAUUCAAAAGAAUUCCUCAAUGCAAUAUUGCUUUCUGUAACUGACACUAGAUGCUCAGUGGCCAUUUUAUUAGGUAUUAGGUACCUGUGUACACCUUGCUAAUUCCAGUUCUAAUCAGCCAAUCAAGUGGCAGCAACUCAAUGCAUAAUAGCAUGCAGAUAUGGACAGGAAGUUCAAUUGUUGUUCAGACCAAACAUCAGAAUUGGGAAGAAAUGUCAUCUAAUUAACUUUGAGUGUGGAAUGAUUAUUGCUGUCAGGCAGGGUGGUUUGACUAUCUUAGAAAUUGCUGUUCUCCUGGGAUUUUCAUGCACAAGUCUCAAGAGUUCACAAGAAUGGUGUGGAAAACAAAAAAAAACUUCCAGUGAGGAAAGACAUCUUUGCCAUAGAGGGAGUACAAAGAAGGUUCACCAGAUUGAUUCCUGGGAUGGCAGGACUUUCAUAUGAAGAAAGACUGGAUGAACUGGGCUUGUACUCGUUGGAAUUUAGAAGAUUGAGGGGGGAUCUGAUUGAAACGUAGAAGAUCCUAAAGGGAUUGGACAGGCUAGAUGCAGGAAGAUUGUUCCCGAUGUUGGGGAAGUCCAGAACGAGGGGUCACAGUUUGAGGAUAGAGGGGAAGCCUUUUAGGACCGAGAUUAGGAAAAACUUCUUCACACAGAGAGUGGUGAAUCUGUGGAAUUCUCUGCCACAGCAAACUGUUGAGGCCAGUUCAUUGGCUAUGUUUAAGAGGGAGUUAGAUAUAGCCCUUGUGGCUACAGGGGUCAAGGGGUAUGGAGGGAAGGCUGGGGCGGGGUUCUGAGUUGGAUGAUCAGCCAUGAUCAUAAUAAAUGGCGGUGCAGGCUCAAAGGGCCGAAUGGCCUACUCCUGCACCUAUUUUCUAUGUUUCUAUGUUUCUAUGAUUGGCUGUUCUGUGGGUGAAAACACCUUUUUAAUGAGAGGUCAGAGAAGAAUGGCCAGAUUGGUUCAAACUGACAGGAGGGUGACAGUAACUCAUAUCAGCGUGCAGAAGAGCACAACACGUGGAACCUCGAAGUAAAUGGGCUACAGCAGCAGAAGAUCACAAACAUACACUCAGAGGCCACUUUAUUAGGACAGGAGGUACCUAAUAAAGUGGCCACGGAGUGUAUACUGACUGGUUGUAUCACAGCCUGGUAUGGAAACCCUAAUACUGUACCCUUCUAUGGAAAAGCCAAGAAAAAGCAGAUACAGCCCAGUCCAUUACAGAAAAAGCCCAUCCCAGUCCCAUCAUUGACCACAUCGACAAGGUGCAGUGCCACAGGAAAGUAGUAUCCAUCAUCAGGGACCCCCACCACGAGGCCACGUUCUCUUCUUGCUGCUGCCAUCAGGAAGGAGGUACAGGAGCCUCAGGCCCCACAUCACCAGGAUCAGGAACAGUUAUCACCCUCAAUCCUCAUCCAUUAGGCUCCGGAACCUGCAUGGAUAACUUCAUCCACCACAACUCUGAAGUGAUUUCACAACUUAUGGAUUUACUUUCAAGGAUAUGACAACUCAUGUUCACAAUAUUAUUUACUAUUAUUAUUUACUUUUUUGUAUUUUCACAGUUUGUCUUUUGCAGAUUGGUUGUCUGUUUGUAGUGCUUCACUGAUAGUAUUAUAUUUCUUUGUUCUGCUAUGAAUCCCUGCUAGAAAAUGAAUCUCAGGGUAGUAUAUGGUACAUAUGGUUCAUAUAAGUACUUUGAUAAUAAAUUUACUGUGAAGUUUGAACUUUGAAUUAACCAGUAAUUAUUACUGAGUUUCUUGAGUUUCUGAUCUACCUCUAUACUACUGCUGCAGUGUUUAUUUGUUCACCUGGAUGAUUCUUUUGCACCAAUUCUGCUGUACCAUGUGUACCUCCUGUCAUGGCACUCACUACUGCCACCGCUAUUAAACAUAUACAUACCCAGGGUGCCAGUCUUAUUUGGGUUAUAUUCCUACCUGGAUAUUUAUCCUUGAUACGCUUAUCGCUGGAUAUACUCUAGAAUGUUAUUCGGGUGCAGGAUGUAAUCAUGAAGUACUUUCCAAAGCCGGGGGUAUAUUUGAGAACUCGUACAAACAUUACAUUCCAAGGAUUUGUAUAUGGGAAUUCAUGUUUGACAAAUCUCCUGAAGUUCUUUGAGAACCAAGAAGGUAGAUGAGGGUAGGAUAGUGGAUGUUGUCUGUAUGGAUUUUAACAAGACCUUUGACAAGAUCCUUCAUGACAAUCUUGUCUGGAAGGUUUGAUCACGGGAUUCAUGGGAGAUGGUGAAUUGGAUUCAUAAUUAGCUCAGUGAUAGGAAGCCAAGAGUUGUUUCUUGGAGACCUGUAUCUAACACUAUUUCACAGUGGUCAAUACUCAGCCUUUGUGGUCUGUAAUUUACAUAAAACAUUUGGAUGUGAAUGUACAAGGCAGAUAUAGAAGGUUAUGAAAAAUUACAGGCAUCCGUCUCAGCUAGGGUAAGCAAACAGCUUUCAAUCCAGAUGAGAUAUUGCAUUUCAGGAGAUCAAAUGAGGUUAGGAUUUAGACAGUGAAUGAUAGGACCUUGGGCAGUGUUAUGGAACAGAGGGACAGAGGAUUGCAAGUUCAUAGUUUGCUGAGUGUGUUACAGGUAGACAAGGUGGAGAAGAAGGUAUUUAGCACACCAACCUUCAUCAGUCUGGGCAUUAAGUAUAGGUUAAGUACAAGUUAUGUUGCAGUUAUAUAAGACAUUGGUGAGGCUACAUUUGGAGUAUUCUGCACAGUUUUGAUUACACUAUUAUUAAACUAGAAAGUGUACAGACAAGAUUUAGCAGGAUGUUGCCUGGAC
Molecule: messenger RNA, 5728 nt
Organism: Mobula hypostoma (lesser devil ray)
Lineage: Eukaryota; Metazoa; Chordata; Chondrichthyes; Myliobatiformes; Myliobatidae
Gene: pigl
Product: phosphatidylinositol glycan anchor biosynthesis, class L
Exons: 8
Coding region: 161-1003 (280 amino acids)
Biological process (GO): GPI anchor biosynthetic process
Cellular component (GO): endoplasmic reticulum
Molecular function (GO): N-acetylglucosaminylphosphatidylinositol deacetylase activity
Source: RefSeq, a predicted model, not a curated record